This is a messenger RNA of Humulus lupulus (European hop), 2334 nucleotides long. Its product is annotated as lysM domain receptor-like kinase 4. NCBI's taxonomy places the organism in Eukaryota, Viridiplantae, Streptophyta, Magnoliopsida, Rosales, Cannabaceae. Gene Ontology annotation, molecular function: ATP binding; protein kinase activity. The coding region runs from base 157 to 2055 and encodes 632 amino acids. Gene Ontology annotation, biological process: protein phosphorylation. The record is from RefSeq and is a predicted model, not a curated record. The transcript has a single exon.
AACAAGCCCAAUCUUCACCACCCACAAUCAAUGUUAGUGCUUUUUUUCACAUCCACACAAGUGGUUUCGCUUUCUUUGUUGACUAAUGAUUAUAUAAAUGGUUAAAAAUUCAUCAAUUUUUCUUAGAAUAGUUAUGUUUAGAUCUUCCAAGGCAAAAUGAGUUCUCUAAUUGCCCUUUUUUCCUUCAUAAUCAUCAUCAGUUGUAGCUGUUCUUCAAUUUUUGCUCAGCAGCCAUAUGUCAGAGAAGACACAACUGAAUGUAAUGAAAAGCAUAACUCAAGCUCUUCUCUUGGCUACUUCUGUAAUGGUGUAAACAGAAGUUGUCAGACUUUCAUCACUUUCAGAGCUGUGCCUCCUUACACAACCUUGGCUGCCAUCUCCAAGCUUUUGGCUGCAGACCCUUCUCAGAUCUCUGCAUUAAACUCUAAUAAGACAACGUUUGGUACAAACAAAUUGGUCAUAGUUCCAGUCACCUGCUCCUGUCAUGGCGGAUACUACCAAUCAAACACGUCUUAUAUCAUCAAGCCACAAGAUACAUAUCUGGCUAUUGCCAAUAACACCUUCCAAGGCAUCACAACUUGCCAGGCUCUUGAGAAUCAAAAAGGUAAUCCUAAUCGUUUUGAACUUGAAACUAACGAAAAUAUUACUGUUCCUCUUAGAUGUGCUUGUCCCACAAAGAGCCAAGUUGAUCUUGGUGUGAAAUAUCUAAUGAGUUACUUAGUCGAUUAUGAUGAUGAUGAUUCAACCAUUAGUGAAGAUUUUGGAGUAGAUAACGAAUUGCUUCUUAAAGCUAAUCAGCUGACUGAUAUUGACAACACUAUUUAUCCAUUUACCACUCUUUUGGUCCCCCUUCAAAGCCCACCAACCAAUUCUUCAACCAUAGUAAGGCCACCGCCGCCACCACCGCCGCCUCCUCGAACAUCAACUCCCACCAUUUUUUCCUCUAACACAAGCUCAAAUAGAAAUUGGCUUUAUGCCCUUUAUGGUGCUGUUGGAGGUGGCUCUUUUGUCUUACUUUUGGGUGCUUUAAUCUACUGCUUAGUCUUCUGUCGAAGGAAGAAGAAAGCUGACCCGACUCUUGUCCCAGCAAACUCUACACGACUUGAUCAGGAGAAAACCGUGAAAAUUUCACUGGAGUUCUUGGAGAGCUUAUCUGAUAUAGCUCAAUCCAUCAAAGUUUACAGUAUUGAAGAGCUUCAGCGGGCAACAAAUGAUUUUAGCAUUAAUUCAUUGAUUGAAGGCUCCGUUUACCGCGGUGAGAUUGAUGGAAAUCCUAAAGCAAUCAAGAAAAUGGAAGGAGAUGUCUCCAAAGAGAUCAAUUUAUUGCAGAAGAUCAACCAUUCUUGUCUGAUUCGUCUCUCUGGGGUUUGUUUCAAUGAGGGUCAUUGGUAUCUUGUUUACGAGUUUGCCACCAAUGGAGCCUUGAGUGAUUGGAUCUACAAUGAAAAAAACAAUGGAAAAUGUCUGAGUUGGUCUCAGAGAAUCCAGAUAGCCUUAGAUGUGGCUACAGGAUUGAAUUAUCUUCAUUGUUUCACCACUCCUUCACAUGUCCACAAGGACAUAAAGUGCAGCAAUAUCCUUCUUGACAGUGAUUUCAGGGCCAAAAUCGCAAACUUUUGUCUAGUAAGGUCAACAAAUGCUCAACAAGAGAAUGAGUUUUCUUUGACAAAUCACAUUGUUGGAACAAUAGGCUAUCUGGCUCCUGAGUACUUGGAAAAUGGAUUGGUCUCUACAAAACUCGAUGUCUAUGCAUUUGGAGUUUUAUUACUGGAAAUGCUUGCAGGGACAGAGGUAUCUUUUCUGUACAAGGAGAAUAGGGACUUAUCACAUGUUUACAGUGGUGUGCUGAACAAUGAAAGAAAAGAGAGUUUGAAGCAGUUUAUGGAUCCUUCAAUGCAAGAGAAGUACCCUUCUGAACUUGUUGGUUUUGUGGUUCAAAUCAUCGACCUUUGCAUAAAGAAAAAUCCGGAAAUUCGACCGCCAAUAGAGGAGGUUGUGAAGCUUCUCUCUAAAGCUUUGAGCAGUUCACUAACAUGGGAAUCAUCAAUCAAAUAACAUUGUGAGGUAGAAAGCUCACUGGAAGCUCUUGAGGAUAGGAACUAAACUCGGCUGAAAAUGAGUCUUUCAUCUUAUUAAUAAUGCAAUAAUCCAACUUACUCAUGUAUACACUUUAUUAGUAGUGUAAAUAUUUUGACUAGUUUGCAUAUGUCUAAAAUACCACAAUUAUAGACUUACCAGCAUUAUUGGAGUAUCUUAUUUUGUUCUGAAUUUCUUACAAGGCAGGUUGUAUAAUUAUAUGUAUAAAUAAUUGGGCAUGGUUGUGUUGUUGUGCUA